Molecule: messenger RNA, 2777 nt
Organism: Brassica napus (rape)
Lineage: Eukaryota; Viridiplantae; Streptophyta; Magnoliopsida; Brassicales; Brassicaceae
Product: probable inorganic phosphate transporter 1-7
Exons: 2
Coding region: 847-2460 (537 amino acids)
Biological process (GO): phosphate ion transport; transmembrane transport
Cellular component (GO): membrane
Molecular function (GO): phosphate transmembrane transporter activity
Source: RefSeq, a predicted model, not a curated record
UUACAAAACUCUAAUAAAACAAAUAUAAACAUUAUUAGUAAAAUAUGUUUUUAUUUAAAAAUACAAAUUAUGAAAAAAACCACAAUUAGUUCUUAAUAAAAAAAUCAUGCUCCCAACUGUAUCAACAGAUUCGUCAUUCACCCCUAGAAGACACAUAUAGGAAUAAUUAAAUACUUUGGCAAAAAAAAAACAUUUUUGUGAUGAAGAUUCUUAGAUGAUGAUCGUUUUCUAUACAAACAUGCGGCACCUCUACACCAUUGUUUUAAUCCCAGGAAAACACGUAGAAAUCCAUUAACACAAAUAUUAACAUACUUUAAUUAAAUAUGUAAUCCGCGCGGAGCGCGGACACCGGCUCUAGUUACCAUAAUGAAAAUAACAGCUCAUAUGUCCGAAUAUUUUUGUUUUCUCCUAGGAAUAUGCUAAAGCCUAAAACGAGUUUUUGACCGUUAGUCUCAAAAACUCAACCAUACAGUAAAAACAAAUUCCAAAACAAACUUUUUUUAACUGAAAAAAAGAAAAACAGAACGGUGGAUGAGAAGUAGAUGCGAAAAACAAGAAGUCAAAGAGAAAUAAACGGUGUCGUUGUCACAAGAAUAUACCACAUAAAAGAAAAGAAUAUGUCAAAGCAAAAACAGAAAGUGAUCAUGUAUAUAUAGCCUUGUGCUACGCUGCCUCUAUUUCAUCACUCACAACCAUUCUUCAUCUUUCUCUCUGUGUCUCUACAGUUUCUUGAGAAACAACAACAAAAAGACUCUUCUCUUUCUCUAAGACAAUUCUCCAAGUGUUUGUCUGCGAGAGAGUAAGCAGAAGAAUAAUACUCUUCAUAGGAAAAGCUAAAAGAGAGCAAUGGCAGGAGAUCAACUCAACGUGCUAAACGCACUCGACGUUGCCAAAACGCAAUGGUACCAUUUCACCGCCAUUGUCGUCGCCGGAAUGGGAUUCUUCACCGACGCUUACGACCUUUUCUGCAUCUCCCUAGUCACUAAGCUUCUUGGCCGCAUAUACUACCACGUGGACGGCUCAGUGAAGCCAGGAAACCUACCUCCAAACGUCUCAGCCGCGGUUAACGGCGUUGCAUUUGUUGGCACACUCACGGGCCAGCUCUUCUUCGGCUGGCUAGGUGACAAACUCGGGAGGAAAAAAGUUUACGGCAUGACUCUAAUGGUCAUGGUCAUUUGCUCGAUAGCUUCAGGUCUCUCCUUUGGCAACAAACCUAAAACCGUGAUGACCACGCUAUGCUUCUUCCGGUUCUGGCUAGGGUUUGGUAUCGGCGGUGAUUAUCCUUUAUCCGCCACGAUCAUGUCCGAAUACGCUAAUAAAAAGACACGCGGCGCGUUUAUAGCCGCGGUUUUCGCCAUGCAAGGGUUUGGUAUCUUGACUGGUGGGAUCUUUGCGAUCAUCAUAGCUGCGGUUUUCGAGGCUAGGUUUCCUGCUCCGGCCUACCAAGUCGAUGCCUUGAUGUCCACGGUACCUCAGGCGGAUUACGUGUGGAGGAUCAUUCUGAUGGUUGGUGCUUUGCCUGCUGCCAUGACGUAUUACUCGAGGUCGAAGAUGCCCGAGACGGCACGGUACACGGCUCUAGUGGCCAAGGACGCGAAGCUAGCGGCUUCAAACAUGUCUAAGGUUUUGCAAGUUGAGAUAGAAGCAGAGCAUCAACGAGUUGAAGAGAUCUCUAGAGAUCAGUCUAGACAAUUUGGCUUGUUCUCCAAGGAAUUCAUGAAACGUCAUGGUCUUCACUUGCUUGGAACAACAAGCACAUGGUUCUUGCUUGACAUCGCCUUCUAUAGUCAGAACCUUUUCCAGAAAGAUAUUUUCAGCGCCAUUGGAUGGAUCCCUCCGGCUCAGACCAUGAACGCAAUUCAAGAAGUUUUCAAGAUCGCGCGUGCGCAAACCCUAAUCGCCUUGUGCAGCACGGUACCUGGUUACUGGUUCACAGUGGCGUUCAUAGACAUCAUUGGUAGGUUUGCUAUACAGAUGAUGGGUUUCUUCUUCAUGACCGUCUUCAUGUUCGCUCUUGCCAUUCCUUAUGAUCAUUGGACUCACAAGGACAACAGAAUAGGGUUCGUGGCAAUGUACUCGUUAACAUUCUUCUUUGCGAACUUUGGACCUAAUGCGACAACCUUCGUGGUGCCUGCUGAGAUCUUCCCGGCUAGGUUUAGAUCAACCUGCCAUGGAAUUUCAGCGGCUUCUGGAAAGUUGGGAGCAAUGGUCGGUGCGUUUGGGUUCUUGUACUUAGCACAGAGUCCUGACAAGAACAAGACGGAACAUGGUUACCCUCCAGGGAUUGGUGUGAAGAACUCGCUCAUUGUUUUGGGUGUGGUUAAUUUUUUGGGGAUGGUGUUUACAUUGUUGGUUCCUGAAUCUAAAGGCAAGUCUCUUGAGGAAAUGUCUGGUGAGAAUGAGAACAAUGAUGAAAGCAACAGUAGCAGCAGCAACAACAACCAAAACAGCACGGUAUAAGCUGCAUAGAGAUUUCAAAAACACUUGUGUUAUUUAAUUACUUGUAUUUUUUGUUCACUCUACUCUACAGAUUUCUUCUCACUAGCAGCUUAAGUUGUUGUUCUUUUAUGUCCACUUAUUUAUUGAUAUGUCAAAUGAUAUAGGAUCUGAUUCUUUUACGUAUCUGUUUUUUUUUUGGAGUUUUAAGAACAGUUUUGUUUUUGGUGUUCAUUCUUUGUAACAAAUGAAAAUGGAGACAAUGCAAAGCUUUUAUGAUGAAACUGUGUUUUUGGCUGUUCAUUGAACUAAGAAGAAAUGCUAGUCAGGAAUGAAUUGAU